AUGGCAACGAGAUUUUGUGGCGAGCACCCUAAAGAUGUAGCACCUUGGUUCAAUCUUCGCCAUGCCGAGCGCCUUUUUGGCCCGUCAGGCCCGAGUCAACUUCGUGAUCAUGGUAGCAAAAUUCGCAUUACGUGGUCACAUCAUCGGCCAUAUGGCUUCACCGAAACCAAAUUUGCCUCAGCUGGCAAAUCGUCAUCACAUACCCGAUCGGCCAUUCUUCGUCCUACACUCAGAUCGAUCGAUGCCGACCGCCAAGCUUCAGCUUAUAACAAGGGUUACGUUGUUUUUUUCGGCAAUUCCUGUUUCGGCAAUUCCACUGGUGGUGCAAUUGAAAUAACGAAUGUAAAAUACCUGAAGAUGCUCAAGUACCUUAUAGUCCCCAUAAGUCAGGAGCAUGUCUUUUACAGGAAGCCAGGGCCUUCCCGCGGGCAUGACUUUAUCUUCCUAGCUAAUUUUGAUAAGGGUUGA
Molecule: messenger RNA, 468 nt
Organism: Puccinia graminis f. sp. tritici CRL 75-36-700-3
Lineage: Eukaryota; Fungi; Basidiomycota; Pucciniomycetes; Pucciniales; Pucciniaceae
Exons: 1
Coding region: 1-468 (155 amino acids)
Source: RefSeq, a predicted model, not a curated record